Talpa occidentalis (Iberian mole) is the source of this 1488-nucleotide messenger RNA. RefSeq names its product SCAN domain containing 1 (gene SCAND1). Lineage: Eukaryota; Metazoa; Chordata; Mammalia; Eulipotyphla; Talpidae. The record is from RefSeq and is a predicted model, not a curated record. The coding region runs from base 185 to 700 and encodes 171 amino acids. The transcript has a single exon.
UCCGCUUCCGGCCGGCCCCGGCGCUGCAGUCGGCGCGGUCCUGGUCAGCAUCAGGUGGGCCUCCCUCGGGUUCCGCGGGCUCUGCCUUUCGGCUGAAAACGCCUCCCUCCUUACCCCACCUCAGCGUCUACUCGGUGCUGAGCCCACAGUCGGCCGACAAAGAGUGACGUUCAGACCCGGAGUCAUGGCAGCGACCGAGGGAAGCUUGGCGGCUGCUGGUACCUCCGCGCCACCACUGGAGAAACAGGAUGGAGACGGCCCGAGCUCGGGCCCGGAAGCCAAGUGUGGGGGCCCACCGCCCGCCCCCGAAUCCUCCAGCCCCAAUGCCGCGGACCCCGAAGUGACUCCACCCCCCGCGGCGGCCUCCGCGGCCCUAGAACUGCCCCUCGGGCCCGCACCACUGGGUCCCGCGUCGCUUGCCGAGGCCGCCCCGCGCUCGCCUCCGGGCCUCGGCGGCUCCCGGCCCGGCCCCGAGACGUUCCGCCAGCGUUUCCGCCAGUUCCGCUACCAGGACGCGGCAGGCCCACGCGAGGCCUUUCGGCAGCUGCGGGAACUCUCCCGUCAGUGGCUGCGACCUGACAUCCGCACGAAGGAGCAGAUCGUGGAGAUGCUGGUGCAAGAGCAGCUGCUCGCCAUCUUGCCCGACGCGGCGCGGGCCCGGCGCCUUCGCCGCCGCACCGAUGUGCGCAUCACCGGCUGAGCUGCCAGCGGGCCGGGCCGGGCCGGGCCGGGCCGGGCGCUCCCUGGACUGGAGCCAUGAUUGCCAUGAUUGGAGGGGCUGAACCUGGUUCCCCACUCCGCGUUCAUAGAAAACGAGUUUUGGUGGAUCUGGUAGUCUGUUGUGUCUCUUUCGUUCGUCCUUUACUGAGUUUGUUUUCCCGAGCCUGUUUCCAGCCUACUUUCUGGCUGAUGGCGAAAUUGAGAAUAAAACCUUUGUUUGCUAUUUGCUUGGUUUUCGUUGGCUUCUGUGGGAUUAUUACCGGUCCCCUGGGCCUCCACCACAUCUGGGAAAUUUUUCUGCUACUCACUCGCCCAGGACUGACUUAGGCUUCCUUUGUUUAGUUGGAGUAGAUGUAAUUGAGGGUUCCAGCGUCCUGGGUUCCAUAUUCAUUCACCCCUUAACCUUCAGCUAGAAUCAGAACUUGUUUUCCUACUUGGCUAAAGAUGCCUUGCCUUUGGUUGUGGGAUCCUGCAGGGCAAAUACUUGGUUCUAUUAAGUGCUUAUUAGAGGGCUACAGGUUCUUUACCAAUAAUGCCGCCACAAUCAGCCUGUGGGCACAGGCUUUCCGAAAGGCCCACGCUAUAGGUUUAUUUGAAUGAGAUGUGUUUAGUGCGGGUCCUUGCAGAGAGAGGCUAGAUCAUGUUUGUCAUCUCUGCUUUAUUCAUCAAGACUCACCAACUGCUUCCCUUUGUUAAAUAAGCAUAAUUGUUUAGAAAGGGAAGAAGGAAGUAUGCAAGUAACUGACAAACUACUUUAUGGAAAAGCCC